CUCCAGGGUACACAAGCGAGCACAUCGUAAGCGCACUCCGCUCUUCCACCCGUGGACGCCGCUUACUCACUGCCUCUUCUUCUCCUUACGCAUCGGAACCCUAAUCGCCUUCUCAUUUGCCACUUCUCCUCUCCUCACCUGCGCCCCACUCUCCCUGUCCUCUGCUCCCUCACCCGUUUUGAAGGAUUUCCGAUCGACAACGAACGACCGACGGAUCGAUCGAUUCGAAGGAGGUCAACGCUGGCGGAAGCUAAGAUCAGGUGAUGGCGGGUCCGCGCCUGUUCCUGUCUAGAAACAGCGCCGCUUCGGUAAGAUCGACUUCGGAGAUUGUUGUCGAAGCGUUGCUGUUAGGGUUUGAUAUUGGGAGGGAGGAAUUGGAUCGUGGGGAAGUAUGCUGACUGUCCUCCGCGUUCAUCUUACGUCGGAGAUCCCCGUCGUUGGAUGCGAGAUCACGCCUUAUGUUCUCUUGCGCCGGCCCGAUGGUUCCAUCUCGAAUGAUGAUGUUCCUGAGUCCACACCGCUACAUGGAUACUGCGUGAGAUAUAGGUGGUACCGAAACUUUGGUGACCAAAAAUUUGCCAUAUGCAGUAUACAUCCAACUGAGCAGGCAACUUUACAAUGCUUGAUUUGUCUCAAGGAGAAAGUGCCUAUUUCCAAGAGUUAUCAUUGUAGUCCUAGGUGUUUCUCUGAUGCUUGGCAAAAUCAUCGUGCAUUGCAUGACCGAGCCAAAAAAAUACUAAAUGAAAAUGGAGCUGAUGAGGAAGAGGUGUUUGGACGCUUGAAUGUAAGCGGAUCUGGUAGUUUUAGCGCAGGCUUAUCUGCUGUUACAUCAAAUUCUGGCUCAGUAUCUUUAUAUCCUACAACUGUUGCUGAUAAAAGUGGGGAAGCCUGGUCUGAAGUUGGUUUUUCUAGGACAUACACACCAACAGCUGAAGAUAUUAAUCAUGUUCUCAAGUUUGAAUGUGUGGUAGUAGAUGCAGAAACAAGAGCAACUAUUGGAAAUGUGAAUACUGUAUUGACAUCACGAGUAAUUCCAGCCCCCUCACCUACUCCACGACGAAUGAUUGCUGUGAAUGGAGAUCCCUUGGCUCAAUUAGAUCUAGAUGGGCGAAUAUCGGCUGGGACUUUCUCUGUGCUCUCUUAUAAUAUCCUCUCUGAUGUGUAUGCCACAAGUGAGGUGUAUAACUACUGCCCAACUUGGGCCCUCUCAUGGUCCUACCGGAGACAAAAUUUGUUGCAGGAAAUUAUUGGUUAUCAUGCUGAUAUACUUUGUCUCCAAGAGGUCCAAAAUGAUCAUUUUGAGGAAUUCUUUGCUCCAGAACUUGAUAAACAUGGGUAUCAGGCACUUUACAAGAAAAAAACUUCAGAGAUCUAUAGUGGCAACCCAAAUACUGUUGAUGGCUGUGCUACAUUUUUCCGCAGAGACAGGUUUUCACAUGUCAAAAAGUAUGAGGUUGAGUUCAAUAAGGCUGCACAAUCAUUGACAGAUAUUGCGAUUCAAGCAGGUCAAAAGAAAGUUGCUUUGAAUCGUCUUGUAAAGGAUAACAUUGCGCUGAUUGUGGUUCUAGAAGCAAAAUUUAGUAACCAUGGCACUGAUAAUCCUGGAAAAAGACAGCUCAUUUGUGUUGCAAACACCCAUGUAAAUAUCCAUCAUGAACACAAGGAUGUUAAGCUUUGGCAGGUUCAUACCCUUUUAAAAGGUUUGGAGAAAAUCGCUGUUAGUGCAGAUAUUCCUAUGUUGGUCUGUGGAGAUUUCAACUCUUUACCAGGAAGCACCCCUCAUGCCUUGCUUGCAAAUGGAAAAGUUGAGCAUUUGCAUCCAGACUUGGCCGUAGAUCCCUUAGGGAUACUUCAUCCUACACACAAGAUAACUCAUCAACUACCAUUGGUUAGUGCAUACUCAUCAUUUGCAAGAAUGUCAGGAGUUAGCCCUGGGUUAGAGCAACAGAGAAGGAGAAUGGAUGCCACAACGCAUGAACCCUUGUUUACAAAUUGUACCAGGGAUUUCAUUGGCACUGUAGAUUAUAUAUUUUACACAGCUGACUCUUUGUCAGUGGAAUCUCUAUUGGAGCUAUUGGAUGAGGAAAACCUUCGCAAGAACACUGCUAUUCCUUCGCCGGAAUGGUCAUCCGACCACAUAGCACUUCUGGCCGAAUUUAGGUGCAAACCUAGAAUUAGACGAUAAAAAUUAGUGAGUGAAGUUCCUUUUCUAUCAUGUUUCAUUCAUUGGUCCAUUGAUUAAUUAUGUACGCUGCAUUCCUUCUGAAGAGAGGAUGAUCAUGUCUGUGAUUGUAGAAAAUACCAUGCAGAUCAGUUAGCAUAUUUAAGAAAGGACAGAUUAUUCUGGUAUCAGAAAGUAAUGGUAUUGUGACAACAAAUAAUUUGAUCUCUAGAAAUUGUUUCUUGCUUGAUCA
Molecule: messenger RNA, 2414 nt
Organism: Zingiber officinale
Lineage: Eukaryota; Viridiplantae; Streptophyta; Magnoliopsida; Zingiberales; Zingiberaceae
Product: carbon catabolite repressor protein 4 homolog 1-like
Exons: 12
Coding region: 392-2185 (597 amino acids)
Biological process (GO): nuclear-transcribed mRNA poly(A) tail shortening
Cellular component (GO): nucleus; CCR4-NOT complex; cytoplasm
Molecular function (GO): poly(A)-specific ribonuclease activity
Source: RefSeq, a predicted model, not a curated record